Molecule: messenger RNA, 2203 nt
Organism: Phoenix dactylifera (date palm)
Lineage: Eukaryota; Viridiplantae; Streptophyta; Magnoliopsida; Arecales; Arecaceae
Product: protein RBL-like
Cellular component (GO): Set1C/COMPASS complex
Molecular function (GO): protein binding
Source: RefSeq, a predicted model, not a curated record
UAUGCUAAAACCUUUUUAGCCUCCCAGGACGUGGGCGCCGAGAAGGAUUAUUAAGUGCUAAUCUAAUCUUAGGCGGCCGAAGCCAGGGUUGUCUUUUUUAACUCAGAUUCCGGCAUUCGAGAGUUCGAAACUGGCGGAGGCUAGGGUUUUUAAUUCCGGUGUUCGAAACAAAGUCGGACUGGGUCUCGGAUUGGGCUUCUAUUAGGCUUUCGUCCGGCUCAUCUUGGGGGAAAGGAAUAGCUCGCGGUCACAAUCACUUCUCUGCGAGAGAUUUUGAAUCCUUUUCCUUCGCGCGAUCGGAGAAAAGUCGGCCGAAGGCCGACGUCCCGGAGAUUUCUCGAUCUUGGUUUUGAUUCAGAUCACUCUUUCUCUCUCUCGGUUUUUCGAUCCGGUUGGAGCUAUAAUGCGGUAGAAAACCUUCGACUGGGGCUGGUUUCUUGAGCUCAGAGGAGCUCCGGAGGUCGAAAACCAUGAACGUCCCAAUUAUUGAUCCGUUGCAAGGGGAUUUUCCGGAGGUGAUAGAGGAGUAUCUGCAGCAUGGGAACAUGAAAUGUAUCGCCUUCAAUCGGAGAGGAACUCUUCUUGCUGCUGGCUGUGCUGAUGGGAGUUGUGUCAUAUGGGAUUUUGAGACUAGGGGGGUUGCUAAAGAGCUCCGGGACAAAGACUGUAUUGCCCCUAUAACAAGCGUUUGCUGGUCCAAGUAUGGUCACCAUAUGCUAGCUUCUGCUACUGACAAGUCAUUAACGCUUUGGAAUGUUGUUAAUGGGGAGAAGAUUGCUCGUGUGACUCUUCAGCAAACUACUCUUCAUGCACGUCUCCAUCCAGGGUCCUGUACUCCAUCAGUCUGCCUAGCUUGUCCGCUCUCUUCUGCACCUAUUCUUGUUGAUUUGAACACUGGUAGCUCCACUGUUCUUCCAGUUUCGGUGUCAGAUGCAGGAAAUGGCACUACUGCUCCACAUCAACGUAAUAAAUUUUCUGAUGGUUCUCCACCCUUCACUCCCACUGCAGCAACUUUUAACAGGUAUGGGGAUCUAAUAUAUGUGGGGAAUUCCAAAGGUGAGAUACUCAUUGUAGAUUCAAAGAACAUCAGGGUACAUGCAAUAAUUCCUAUUUCUGGGGGUUCCGUAGUCAAGGAUAUUGUUUUUAGUAGGAAUGGGCAGUAUCUGCUCACAAAUUCAAAUGACCGAGUCAUCAGAGUAUAUGAAAACCUUGUUCCUCGGAAAGGUGCAGCAAAGGAACUUGAAGCAAUGCGCAGCCUUGAUGAUGAAUUUCAAGGGAUUGAGAAGUUGAAAGUAGUUGGCUCUAAGUGCCUGGUUCUAUUUCGGGAGUUUCAGGAUGCGGUGACAAAGAUACAAUGGAAAGCACCAUGUUUUAGUGGUGAUGGUGAGUGGGUUAUUGGUGCUUCUGCUAGCAAAGGAGAGCAUAAAUUAUACAUAUGGGACAGGGCUGGGUAUCUUGUUAAAAUCCUAGAAGGACCUAAAGAAGCUCUUAUAGAUCUUGCCUGGCACCCUGUUCGUCCUUUGGUCGUCUCUGUUUCUGUUGCUGGCUUGGUGUAUAUUUGGGCCAAAGACUACACAGAAAAUUGGAGUGCAUUUGCUCCUGACUUCAAAGAACUCGAGGAGAAUGAAGAAUAUGUUGAAAGAGAAGAUGAAUUUGAUUUGAUGCCUGAAUCAGAGAAGGCGAAAGAAUUGGACAUUAAUCAAGACGAGGAAGUUGACAUUGUGACCAUAGAGAAGGAUUCAGCUUUUAGUGAUUCUGAAGCAUCACAGGAGGAGCUGUGUUUCUUGCCUGCAAUCCCUUUACCAGACAUUCCUGAACAACAAGACAAAUGCUUUGGAAGCUCAUCGAAGUUGGAGGAUAGCAAUCAUUCUGGCUCCCCAUUUUCAAUUGAAGCAGCACAGAAUGGUCAGGCUAUGCUUCCUACUUCAAGUCCACUAGAAGUGGUGGGUAAUUCUACUGCAGAAGAGGUGAUGGGGACCACAGGCUUAAAGAGGAAGAGGAGGCCAUCAGCCAAGGGGUUGGAGUUGCAGGCAGAGAAGGGCCGGAAACCCUUAACAAAAAUCAAGCCAUCAGCCAAGUUGUCUAAAUCCAAAAACAAACAUGGGGAUGGGCUCGACACGAAUGGCUUUGUAUUCGAGGAUGAUGUAACUGAUGAGUAUCUAUAGACAAUUCUAAUUGAUUCCAAUUCCAUAUUUAUUUUUGG